Molecule: messenger RNA, 5197 nt
Organism: Andrographis paniculata
Lineage: Eukaryota; Viridiplantae; Streptophyta; Magnoliopsida; Lamiales; Acanthaceae
Product: zinc finger CCCH domain-containing protein 44-like
Exons: 11
Coding region: 448-4890 (1480 amino acids)
Molecular function (GO): protein binding; metal ion binding; DNA binding
Source: RefSeq, a predicted model, not a curated record
ACUUCAAGUCUUUUGACAAAUAGCGGGGCUCUCUCUGCCAUCGGACAUCACAUGUAAAUUGCAAUACCGUGUGGUGUGUUGUACAGUCCACAAUACAAUAACACAUCUUCUUCUUCGUUUUCCGAUCGCCUUCCCACUCCACGAUUCUCCAAAUUAACCACCAAUCGCCGCCAUUACUGCUGCAGAAGCGCCGCCCUGAUUGAUUGAUCCGCUCCGCGCCUCGUGCCCCAAGAUUUGGUUCAAGGAUAGAUAUCCUGUAUCCACCCCCAAAAUUUCAAUUUCGAUUUUAUGCUGUUGUGUUGAUUUUCUUCCCGAGUUAUGUGAACGGAUUUUGUGGAGGAUGUUGCGCUACCAAUGAUUGCGGGGAUCGAGUUGGGUGGGAAUUGCUGCAGCCACAAUCGAGGAUUUUCUAGGGUUUCGGUUUGGGGAUUUUGCUUUUUUUAAGUCAUGGAGAAUAUUGAGACUUUGUUGGCUGCUGUAGCUCAGACCCAGGGCUUCGACGAUGAUCCUGUUGUUGCUCCUGCGCCGUCGCCUAAGGCUGGGAACUCCGAUUCGAAGCCGGGGAAUUCCGGCGGGGUUCAGUCGCCGGGUGAAGAGGUUUCCGGAAAUGUUCCGACCUCGACGCCGGUUGGGACGAAUCCUCCCCCACCUCCGACGAUCGGCGCCGUGGUGAAGAGAAAGAGAGGGCGGCCGCCAAAGGGGCAGCACGCGGCUAAGCUUCCGCCGCCGAAACGGGAAAAAUUGGAGGAUGAGGAUGAGGAGGAUGUUUGCUUUAUUUGCUUCGAUGGUGGUUCUCUUGUACUUUGCGAUCGCAAGGGCUGCCCAAAGGCAUACCAUCCUUCCUGUAUUAAGCGAGACGAAGAAUUUUUUGCAUCAAAAGCCAAGUGGAUAUGUGGUUGGCAUAUAUGUAGUGUGUGUAUGAAGGCGUCUCACUAUAUGUGCUACACUUGCACUUAUUCGUUGUGCAAAGGCUGUGCAAAAGCCACCGAUUACGUAUGCGUUAGAGGAAACAAAGGAUUUUGCUCGACAUGCAUGAAAACAAUAAUGCUGAUCGAAAAUAAGGACCAAGCGAACAAUCAGUUGGUUCAAGUAGAUUUUGAUGACAAAACUAGCUGGGAGUAUCUUUUCAAGGUAUAUUGGGUAUUUUUGAAAGAGAAACUGUCGCUGACUUAUAGUGAGCUCACUCGAGCUAUGCCACCCUUCCCUGAUGUGGCUUAUGAUCGGAAACCGAAUAAGGCACUUCGUGCCAGAGUUGAUGGGAGAGUUUCAGUUUCUUCCACGAGAUCUGGACAUCUGGAGUUGAAUUCACCCUGCAUAGAGACUCAUGUUUUGCAGAACGAUGGAUUAAGGAUGCCAUUGUCAGGAAUUGUUAACUAUUCGGAUAAACUAAAUUGCACUGAUGCGGCUGGUGUUCAAAGUCAUAAAACAGAAAUCCCUGAUAACCCGGUUGUUGAGAAUGAUCGAGGCACUUCCAAAGGUAAUGUCAAGCAAUGGAUUAGCGAAAGCAUGGAUAAGAAAGAAUCUCAAUGGGCAUCUAAAGAGCUUUUGGAGUUUGUUGCAUUUAUGAGGCAUGGUGAUAAAUCUGCCAUGUUGCAAUCUGAUGUCCAAACAUUAUUGCUUGACUAUGUAAAGAGGAACAAUCUUUGGGAUUCCCGGCAGAGGAGUCUCAUAACAUGUGAUCAAACCCUCCAAAACUUAUUUGGGAAGCCCCAUAUUGGUCACAUUGAGAUGUUGAAGCUUCUUGAGCUUCACUUCCCGGGGAAGGAAGAUUCUUGGAAGAAGAAUUCUUUAAUCCCAACUGGAUUUGUUAAAAGUGAUUUUGGAGCUGAUGGAAAUGUCAACAGUGUGCCUGCUGCAAUUAGUAAUAGGAAUGAAGAGAGAGCAUCUCAGAAUGAUUUAGUUGAAUAUGCCGCAAUUGAUGCCCAUAACAUCAAUUUGAUAUAUUUGCGACGUGAUUUAAUGAAGAAUCUUCUUGAAGAUCCAGAGAAUUUGGAUAAUAAGGUUAUUGGGUCGAUAGUGAGAAUUAGAGCAUUGAGUCAUAACCAGAAGUUAGAUAUUUACAGACUGGUCCAAGUUGUAGGGACCAUUAAGAUGGCAAAGCCCUAUAAAGUUGGCGAAAGGACAGCCAACGUCAUGCUGGAAGUUUUGAAUUUAGAUGAGAAGGAGGUAGUUUCAAUUGAUGCCAUCUCAAAUGACGAGUUCACCGAGGAUGAAUGCAGGUGGUUCCGGAAAAGCAUUAGUUGUGGGCUUGUGAAGCAACUUACUGUUGGUGAUAUUAAAAAAGUAGCUACAGCACUUCAACCUGCCCGGAUCAAAGAUAUGCUGGAGAAAGAGGUAUCCCGACUAAAUCAUCUUCGGGACCAGGCUAGCAGGAGUGGAUGUAAGAAAGAGCUUAGAGAAUAUUUAGACAGAUUAGAGUUACUAAAAUCGCCAGAGGAGCGUCGGCGUAGAAUAGCUGAGAUUCCCGAGAUCCACGCGGAUCCAAAAAUGAGCCUAAAUUAUGAAUCAGAAAUAGAAGGCAAGCCAAGCAAAAAAGUUGAGCUUGUGCGGCCGAGCUUCUCAGAACAAACUCAAAACCGAAGAAAAUCAAUUUCCUCCAAUAAAAGAGGUAAGGAAGAUCAGCCCGUACAUUCACAGAAUCGGAAAAUGGAUUCAAAUGGCACCCAUGAUUCUGGGAAAACCGUGGAUCAAGGCAUUGCAACCCUUGCUGAUGUUGGCGAUAAAAACGAGCAAGCUGUACAAAGGUCUGAAGUAGAAACUUGGAGCACAACUGCCUCUGUUCAAAACUCGCCAUCGGUUACUAACAUGGAAACUGAGAAACUCUGGCACUAUCGGGAUCCUAAUGGUCAGAUUCAAGGUCCGUUUUCAAUGAUGCAUAUGCGGAUAUGGAACACAACCGGUCUACUGCCGCCUGAUAUGAGGAUCUGGACUAAUCACGAACAGUACGACUCUGUGCUUCUCACUGAUGCCCUGAUUGGUGAUCCCCACGGUGGAUCCGAGUCGUCGUGUAAACACUCUCCUGGGUCGCAAGAGAAUCGGGCUUCUGAAGGAAUCGGUGAAAGUGAGGGUACACAUGGCGCCACUGCAGAGAGUAAAGAGGCAGACGAUACCGCGACGAAUCAUGCAAGUGUUUUAUCCGAGAAAAAUUCCCGACAUGUGAAUGAGAAUGCCUCCGACUCCUCCUGGCCGCAAUGCUGGGAUUUGCUCAAUAACAAGAAUUCUAGCGCCGAUGAUGUCCAAGCGAAUGCACGUUGCCAGGAGAGCGACGAGUUAAACCAUGGCUUAGGAAACAGGGAAAAGAAUUUGAACGAGCCAACUCAAGAUGAGACGAGCGCCGGGAAUGAACUUCAGAAUCAAAGCAAAACUGAGGAUGAAGUUAAACAACCCGCCGAAGAAAAUUCGAGGCCUCUGAAUAUUGAUUUGAGCUCGAAUCUUAUGGAAUCUGAGUCUGUUAUUACGCCGGUGUCGAACUCGCUGGAUUUAAACAAACAGAUUGGGAACAUUGAUCAAUCUGAUCUUCAAAGUCCACCGUUGGCCAACACGCAGAAUCAACCGCCCACCUCUGGUAUUCUGGAGUUACUGAGCCCUGCCCCGAGAUCUUCGAAUGAUAAAGAUGCUACCGAGGCCAAAGAAACCAAAGAUACAGCCGAAACCAAGCCAUCCGAGAUGCUGAACGUUCCUGUUCUUGAUUCAGGCCUGAGUUGUAGCGGUGCUCCCGUCAUAACAGCAGGCGGCAUGGAACUUCCUGAUCUCGGAAAUGAAUGGUGCGGAUAUUCCUCGACGCCGGUAAAGCCGUCUAUCCCGGAAUGGGAUUCUGGUCUUGCAUCUGCUACUCCUGCUCCCUUUAUGAAAACCGAAGUGCUCGAUGAAUAUCCGGCUACCUCGAUGGCCUACGGUCACCAGAUUUCUCAUGCUCCUGCAUCCCAGCCGGCGACGUCGAAUAUGCCUAGCUGGCUGGAGAUUUUAAACGAGCCGAUCGAGUUUGAUGCUUUGGGCGAGGAAUCAGUAUCGGAUUUGUUGGCAGAAGUCGACGCCAUGGAAUCGCAAGGUGUGAUGUAUUCGCCUACUUCAGCCAUAAAGUUUGCUCGCGAAUUCCUUGAAGAAUGCAAGGACGACUGCUUUAGCUCGAUCGAGGAUUUCAACCCGCUGCCCGACCCACAACGCUGCGACGCUUCCGGCUCGACGGGAGAGAUGGAGAUGCAGAUGACAUCCCAAUCCUCGUGCAAUCCCAUCGAGGCGUUCGAUGCUUUCGACUCGCUCAGGAAAUCGAGCGCAAAUUCUUCGGCAAGCAGCGAGGGCGGAACGAAUGCUCAAGUCUACUCGGGAGACGCCGGUUCAGAAUUCCACCCGCCGGCACUGAACAACCCAGCCCAAGAAAUGGUUGGCCACGGCAACACCGCCACCAGCAACGGAGCUGAUCCAGUCGACCCGGGCUGGGGUAACGUCCAAGGGAACAUCAAUCUCGUCACCGUUCAGGGCAAUGUCAAUCUCGUCUUGGGAGGACCGACGCAGGGAAUGGCGAACAUCGGGUGGGGGACGAACCCGGGGACCGGGUGGGUCAACCCGAGCAUAAACCUGAGUCCCCGAAACGGGAGCUUGCCGUGGGACGGGCAGCCGCAGCCGCAGCCACAACAGCAGCAGCAACAACAGCAGCAGCAGCCGCAGUCGCAGCAAUCGCAGCAGCAACGCAAAUACAGCGGGGAACGGUACACGAGCCCUAGAUCGGGGUAUCAAAGCAGCGAGGCGGGUUUCAGCCGGGGGAGGCCCCCGAGGGGUAGGCAGGCGUACACGGGGGGAGGAUUCUUGCGGAAGGGGCCACGGAUAGUAUGUAAAUUCUACGAGAAGGGGCUCUGCAAGAAGGGUGCCUUUUGUGGGUACCUUCACCCGUGAUGAGGUAAUGAUGUUAAAUUUGUGGUUGGAGAUGAGGUACUUUUGAUGUUGUUGUUGAUGUGUGUUUAGGUGUAGAUUUGUUGUGAGUUUGGUCAUCUCUGUCUCUCUCUCUAUUAGUAAGUAAAUGAAUAUGAAGCUAAGGUACGUACUACCAUUUUAUGGCUGUUUUUGGACAUUAAAAUCAAUGUUCCUACUUUCAAUUUUACAAUAAUUUCAUGUUAUUAUCGAAUUAGGUUGUAAGUAUUUAUAUGCGUGUUUGAUUUACUUUUUGACAUUUUACCCAUAAAGAUUUUAAGAACAUUAUUCA